AUCAUGAUUUUGGAAGGAAGUGGUGUGAUGAAUCUCAAUUCCAGCAACCAUCUUCUCCACCAACAGCCGGCCUGGACUGACAGUUACUCCACGUGCAAUGUUUCUAGUGGGUUUUUUGGAGGCCAGUGGCAUGAAAUUCAUCCCCAGUACUGGACCAAGUACCAGGUGUGGGAAUGGCUCCAACACCUCCUCGAUACCAACCAGCUUGAUGCCAACUGCAUCCCCUUCCAGGAAUUUGACAUCAAUGGGGAACAUUUGUGCAGCAUGACCUUGCAAGAAUUUAGCCGAGCGGCGGGGGCAGCAGGCCAGAUCCUCUAUAACAACCUGCAACAUCUCAAGUGGAAUGGCCUAUGUAGCAGCGACCCGUUUCAGUCCACCCACAAUGUCAUCGUGAAGACAGAGCAAGCAGAUCCUUCCAUCAUGGCCACUUGGAAAGAAGAUAAUUAUUUAUAUGAUGCCAACUAUGGUAGCACAGUAGAAAUGAUGGACAGCAAAACUUUCUGCCGAGCUCAGAUCUCCAUGACAACCACUGGCCACCUCCCGAUUGCAGAUUCACCUGAUCUGAAAAAGGAGCAGGAGCAUCCGGCCAAAUCUCACACCAAAAAACACAACCCUCGAGGGACUCACUUGUGGGAGUUUAUCCGAGACAUUCUGCUGAACCCAGAUAAGAACCCGGGAUUAAUAAAGUGGGAGGACCGGUCUGAGGGCAUCUUCAGGUUCUUGAAGUCGGAGGCAGUGGCUCAGCUCUGGGGGAAGAAAAAAAACAACAGCAGCAUGACCUACGAGAAGCUCAGCCGAGCUAUGAGAUACUAUUACAAACGAGAAAUCCUGGAACGUGUGGAUGGACGGAGACUGGUAUAUAAAUUUGGGAAGAAUGCCCGGGGAUGGAGAGAAAAUGAAAAUUAG
Messenger RNA from Trichosurus vulpecula (common brushtail), 906 nucleotides. It is a transcript of the gene EHF, whose product is annotated as ETS homologous factor. The record is from RefSeq and is a predicted model, not a curated record. Gene Ontology annotation, molecular function: sequence-specific DNA binding; DNA-binding transcription factor activity, RNA polymerase II-specific. Gene Ontology annotation, biological process: cell differentiation; regulation of transcription by RNA polymerase II. NCBI's taxonomy places the organism in Eukaryota, Metazoa, Chordata, Mammalia, Diprotodontia, Phalangeridae. The transcript is spliced from 8 exons. Gene Ontology annotation, cellular component: nucleus. The coding region runs from base 4 to 906 and encodes 300 amino acids.